AAAUCAAAAAAGAAAAAAAAAACCACAAAAAUGAAACCGAGUUAACUCGAUCAACUCGGUGAAAACUCAACAAAGUCCACAGCUAUCAAGUUUUCUUCUUCUUCUUCUUCUUCUUCUUCUUCUUCUUCUCCAACACUCUGUCUUUAACCGUUCACAUCUCUGCAAUUUCAAAAAAGCAAGAUGAUGGUCGAAGAUUUAGGAAUUGAAGCUAAGGAAUCUGCAGUUCGCGAGGUUGCGAAGCUCUUGCCUCUUCCUGAGCUUUUGCUAUCCAUUUCUUCAAUCAAGGCAGAUUACAUUGCACGUCAACAGGCAAAUGAUGCACAACUUAGCACCAUGGUGGCCGAACAGGUUGAACAAGCACAAGCUGGCCUAAAAGCACUUGCUUCAUCUGAGAAGACAGUAAAUCAUCUCCGUGAGAACUUUGUUAGUAUCGAGAGGUUAUGUCAAGAAUGCCAAACGUUAAUUGAAAAUCAUGACCAGAUUAAGCUUCUUAGCAAUGCGCGGAAUAACUUAAACACCACAUUGAAGGAUGUAGAAGGGAUGAUGUCAAUUUCUGUUGAAGCUGCUGCAGCGCAUGAUUCUUUAAGUGACGAUAAAGAGCUCAUCAACACAUAUGAGAGGUUAACAGCUCUUGAUGGAAAGAGGAGGUUUGCAUUAGCGGCUGCCGGAUCUCAUAAAGAGGAGGUUGGCAGACUAAGAGAAUAUUUUGAAGAAGUAGAUCGGACAUGGGAGACAUUCGAGCAGACGUUAUGGUCACAUAUUUCCAACUUCUUUGACCUUGCUAAAGAAAGCCCGCAAACACUCGUACGUGCUUUAAGGGUUGUUGAAAUGCAAGAAAUUCUCGAUGAGCAAAUCGCUGAAGAAGCUGCUGAGGCUGAAGGUGGUGGUGCAAUGGCAUCAAUAGCAAAUCCUAACAGAGCUGGCAAAAAAUCUACCUCUGCAAAUGCAUCUUCUAAAAACUCAGCAGUGCAAAAGGCAAAACAGGGAAAAGGCUACAAAGAUAAAUGUUAUGAGCAAAUAACAAAAGCUGUUGAAAAAAGAUUUAGCAAACUUUUAUCCGAAAAUGUUUUUGAAAACCUUAAAGGCGCAAUAGAGGAGGCUAAAAAGAUUGGGGAAGAGCUCGGAGAUAUAUAUGAUUAUGUGGCUCCUUGUUUUCCUCCAAGAUAUGAAAUAUUCCAGCUCAUGGUAAAUCUGUACACAGAGAGAUUUAUUCAGUGGCUAAGACUGCUGAGUGAUCGCGCUAAUGAUAUUACAAAUAUCGAAAUCUUAAAGGUAACUGGGUGGGUGGUUGAGUACCAAGAAAACCUUAUUGCACUUGGAGUUGAUGAAUCAUUAGCUCAAGUUGUUUCAGAAAGUGGUGCAAUGGAUCCCCUAAUGGAUUCGUAUGUUGAGAGAAUGCAAGCAACAACAAGGAAAUGGUAUAUGAAUAUUCUCGAGGCUGAUAAAGUACAACAACCAAAGUCAACAGACGACGGGAAGCUUUAUACCCCAGCUGCUGUUGACUUAUUUAGAAUCCUUGGAGAACAAGUGCAAAUCGUUAGAGAAAAUAGUACAGAAGUCAUGUUAUACAGAAUUGCAUUGUCCAUCAUUCAGGUAAUGAUUGAUUUCCAAGAGGCUGAAAAAAAGAGACUGGAAGAACCUGCUUCUGAGAUUGGUUUAGAACCAAUAUGUGCCAUGAUAAACAAUAAUUUGCGUUGUUAUGAUCUUGCUAUGGAGCUAGCUUCUAGCACUCUUGAAGCCCUUACAGAAAAUUAUGCGGAGCAGGUUAAUUUUGAAGACACCUGUAAAGGCUUUCUGGAGGUUGCAAAGGAAGCUGUAAUUCAAACCGUCAAUGUCAUAUUUGAUGAUCCAGGAGUGCAGGAAUUACUGGUCAAACUUUAUCAUAAAGAAUGGAGUGAAGGACAGGUUACUGAAUACCUAGUGGCAACAUUUGGUGAUUAUUUUACGGAUGUGAAGAUGUAUAUUGAAGAAAGAUCAUUUAGGCGAUUUGUUGAAUCCUGUCUCGAACAAACGGUCAUUGUUUACAUUGACCAUCUUAUGUCUCAGAAAAAUUACAUCAAGGAGGAAACAAUUGAACGGAUGAGACUUGAUGAAGAGGUUCUUAUGGAUUUCUUCAGGGAAUACAUAAGUGUUAACAAAGUUGAAAACAGACUGAGGAUACUGAUUGAUUUGAGAGAGCUUGCAUCGGCCGAGAGCCCCGAUACUUUCACUCUUGUUUACACAAACAUUCUCGAACAUCAACCUGAUUGCCCACCUAUUGUUGUUGAGAAACUUGUUGGACUGCGUGAAGGAAUACCGCGUAAAGAUGCAAAGGAGGUUGUACAAGAAUGCAAAGAAAUAUACGAGAAUUCUCUCAUCGAUGGAAACCCACCGAAGGCAGGUUUUGUCUUCUCCAAAUUGAAGUCGCUCAACACAUCAAAAAUCACUAAUAUUUUGCGAAAGCUGCAUUAACUCUGUUAAUUGUCUGCGAUUUCCUGUAUGUAUUCAUGCCUAAAUUUCCUUUCCCUGUAAAACUAUUACCGCCUGUAUGUGUUGCGUUUCGUAAUUAGUUGAGAUUAUAUUAUAUAAAAUCUAUGUUUACCAGAA
This is a messenger RNA of Helianthus annuus (common sunflower), 2586 nucleotides long. Its product is annotated as exocyst complex component SEC6. Gene Ontology annotation, biological process: exocytosis; exocyst localization. The record is from RefSeq and is a predicted model, not a curated record. Gene Ontology annotation, molecular function: SNARE binding. Bases 181 to 2451 code for a protein of 756 amino acids. Gene Ontology annotation, cellular component: exocyst. NCBI's taxonomy places the organism in Eukaryota, Viridiplantae, Streptophyta, Magnoliopsida, Asterales, Asteraceae. The transcript is spliced from 26 exons.